Molecule: messenger RNA, 3336 nt
Organism: Rhinichthys klamathensis goyatoka
Lineage: Eukaryota; Metazoa; Chordata; Actinopteri; Cypriniformes; Leuciscidae
Gene: alg13
Product: ALG13 UDP-N-acetylglucosaminyltransferase subunit
Exons: 25
Coding region: 355-2925 (856 amino acids)
Biological process (GO): protein deubiquitination
Molecular function (GO): cysteine-type deubiquitinase activity
Source: RefSeq, a predicted model, not a curated record
GCUGAGGGAGUAUCACCAAACUCCACUGAAAUUAAAUAGACUGUAUGAAUUAUAAUAGUUUGGGGCCUUGCGAGUAUUAGCAGACAUCCCCAGUGUCACAAUGCUAUUUUAACUGUUAGCUAAAAUCUCUGCGCUUCUGCUGUCGAAACCAUCACUCCUGAAUCUACCAUCAAAGUUUUUUAAAUCUAAAGUCGCGCCAAACGACAGUGAUGCGCUGCAAUCAGGCUUCAUUUGCAGCACCUGUUUCAUUCUCAAGCCGAAAGGAAACUUUCGACCUUCACUGUUUUUUCGUUUUUAGUCGGAAAGCCGUGAAGCUCUGUAUAUGUAUUGUUUUUUAUUUAUGAUUUCUUGAAGAUGCAGAAACCCUUGAAGAAAUAUUUUGUAAACAUGGACGAGUAUCUGGCCAGCAUCGGGCUCUACCGAAAAAUGAUGGCGAGAGACGCGUCCUGUCUGUUUCGAGCUGUUUCUGAGCAGCUUUACUACUCCCAGAAUUACCAUCAAAGAAUAAGAAAACAGUGUGCCAACUUCAUGAGGGCAAACAGAUGUAACUUUGAACCUUUUGUUCAAGGAUCUUUUGAGAAGUAUUUGGAACGCUUGGAAGACCCCACGGAAACCACAGGACAAGUGGAAAUAAAAGCACUGUCUUUAGUGUACAGGCGGUGCUUUGUCAUUUACAGGUAUCCAGGUAAGCCGCCAACUGAGAUUGCAGAGGAAGACAAUUUGCCUAAGAUUUUGCUGUGUUGCUCAAACAACGGCCACUAUGACAUUGUUUACCCCAAGACCUAUCCAGUGGAUGCUGCACUAUGUCAGGCCUUGUUGUAUGAACUGUUAUACUCUCGUGUUCUGGGAGUUGAGGAAGAAGAGCUGCAGGUGGCGCUGGAGGGAUUCAAAGGAGGGGGACGACGAUACAGAAACAGCCAGUCCAUGUGCAGUGAGGACGCUGGCUACGACACCCCAGAAGACCGGCCUCAGAGAGAAGAAUGGGAGUCGAGUGGUCACUGCCGCUCAGAAGACAAAUCCAGGGCUGGAGCUGAGGACCAGAAGGCCACAGAAGGUUCAGGAAAACUGGUUCUGCCGUACAAGGUACUAAAGGCUUUGGAGCCAGAGCUGUACCGCAACGUAGAGUUUGACGUGUGGCAAGACAGCCGCAAAGAGCUACAGAAGACUGAUUACAUGGUGUUUGCUGGCAGACAGUACUUUUUAGGAGAUAAGUGUCAGGUCCGCUUGGAUCCAAAAGGGAAGUACUACAAUGCUUUCAUUCAAGAAGUAGGGAGUCACACCACUGCAGUGACCGUGUUCAUUGAGGAGCUUGCAGAAAAGCACCUGGUUUCCUUGAGUAAUCUGAAGCCAGUGAACCCUGUGCCAGCCUGGAACAUCACACCAAGCAGAAAGGGAAACUCCUACAACCAUCCAGAGCAGUACACUGGAGAACUAGACCCCGAGCUGCGCGGACGCCGAAGGUUCUUCAAGAAGCCUCGUGGGGUGCACGGUCCCGCUCCACCACCACCAGGCCUGGCCUAUGAACACUACCGACCCCAUCCUUCACCUAGACCACCGCGUGGGUACGGACCACCCAGUUCUGGCCGAUUCCUGAACAGACACCAUCUUAUUGGACCAGACAUGGCCUAUUAUCCCAGUCCUAGCAAGCGCUGCUACCAGAGUUUUGAUAACUACUCUUUCAGGUCACGAAGGAGUCGAAGGCAGAUGCACUCUCUGAAUAAAGAGUGUCUGAGUUGUGUUCCUGAGCCAGGAGAGGACGCCCAAGACAUGGAGGGCAGUAUCACCUUCUAUGAGAUUGAGGAGACUGAUGAGAGUGCCUUCUCCCCAAUACGGGGUCAAGCAGUGUCCAGCCCCAUGGUUUCAGGGGCCACUGCUUACUGGGUGCCAAGAGUUCCCAGUCCAAUCCCUCCUUCAGGCAAACAGACCAUGACAUCAUCAGAGGAGGACCCUGAUGAGAGGAAUACUGCUGGUGACCAAGGUGAUUACUCCGAGGAGUACAUCUACUCUGCUGCAGAGGCAGGAUAUCAGAAUCCAUCAGUGUAUGCAGCUGCAGCAGAGUCUACCACCAAUCUGACCAUUCAAGAAGGAAGUUCUCGUGCCGGGUCGCCACAAGAGGGUGUCGCCACCUACAGUUACUCACAACAGGUGGUUGUGAAGUCAUCUGUCCUCUCCUCUUCUCAACAAAUCAACUCUGCCCCGGCUGCAAUCUUCACUUCAAACUCUUCCUCUUCAUCCACUGGGAGCUCCCAGACCCCCCCAAACCCCCUGCAGCCCAACAGCAUCCCGGGACAGCCGCCACCCCAGAAUGUUCUGGGCAGGCCUGCAGUUCCAUGGUUUGUGAAUGAGCUGGGAGAGCCAGUCGCCUUGGCACCUCCUCCACCCUACUCGUAUGACCCCAAUGGCAGUGACCUUCCAAGAGAUUGCAAAGUGCUUCAGUACUACUACAAUUUGGGGGUACAGUGGUAUCAGCAGAGUUACUGGCACUCUAUGGUGCAAAUGCAGCAGGUGUAUCAGCAGCCGGCCGCAGACGCUCAGUUCCAGCCGUACUCGAGCGCCGUUCCUACCGCUGACCACACCGUUCCCCAGACCUACCCUGAUCCUGUCCGCACGUGCCCCCAUCCACAAGGAGACGUGCCCAGCAACGGCACCUCUCUGGCUAUGGAAAGCCCUCCCACUGUGGUCCCCGGCACGGUGUUCUACCCCCUGAUGCAGGAGCAGUGCGGCCAGCAGCCCCUUCACCCCAGCUAUGAGCCCUACGUGCCCGUGCUUUCCACAACAUAUCACUACCUCACGCCCUGGACUCACGGUGCUGGCCCGCAUCCCCGCAUCCACCAUGCCACAUACUGCCCCUCUUCCUCUCACUCCCCCGUCAACUACAUCACCCAGACCCACCCCACCCAUAUGCCACACUCACAGUUUGUCUAAGUAUCGUUUACCAGCAGAAAUGUUCUCGCUUACGUUGUUCAGUUGUUAGUUCUGUAUUGUUUUCACAGACGAAUGGUUAUUUAGGGAUCCUGCAGUGUUACUCGGUACAUGAAUAGAAAGGCAGGACAGAGUAGAUGUGCUUUUGCCACCCCGCACGUUCUCUCCCAAAUGAACAUCAUUUCACCGAUUUAAUAAGCAUAUAUUGGAUUCCCCCAUUCAAUUAUUUGUGGAUUUUAAAAAGUGACUCGAUUCUAAAUGUAAUUAGAAUUCACUUCUCAUUUGUUUUUACAAAUGUUUGCACGCUUCCAGAAUGUAGUCGUUUAGCAACACACCAGGAGUUCAAUCCUUAGGAAACCAUUGUCUGUUUUUUCUAUGUAAAAAAAAAAAAAAAAAUUCACUUAUUGUAGCUGC